AAAUGUCAACUGCGGAGCAAAGAAUGGACACCUCAGAGGUAGAACUCCCGAACGAUAAUGUAAACGAACAAGGAAAUAAGACACCACGAGCUGAUCAGCCAGAGUCGAGUGCUUCGGGUGCUCGAAAUCACGGAGAAGACGAAGAGGUUACCGAACAAGUUGAACUUGCUGCCAUGGAAACUGAAGCAUCAGACUCUAUCGUCGACAAUGUUCCCAAAACUCCCCGGAGAGCUGGACGCCCAAAAAAAUUACCAUCUACUUCUACUGCUGCCGCAGAGUCUGCUGUAACUCCAGGCAAAAGAGGUAGAAAACGUAAGGGUAGUGAAUCAGUAAACACCACUAUUAAUAGUACGAUGAACUCGACCCUUAAUGAGCCUAAAACUCCAGGACGGAAACAAGCUAAGUUGGUUGCACCACUUCUAACUUAUGACCUGUUCGCUCCUUCUAUUAUUGGCGAUCGAGUUUUGUCGUGCGGAGAAGGAGAAGCUCUGGGUCACCCAGGAAGAACCACCACAAAAAAGCCACGGAAAGUUGAUAUUUUUGAAGAAGAAGGUUUAAAACCACUUCAAGCCGUCGCAGGAGGAGUUCACUCAGCAGUACUUACCUCUGAGGGUGAAGUUUAUAUGUGCGGUAUCAACGAAAAGGGAACUGUUCCCGCGGAAGGUGUAGAGAAGGAAGGAAGUACCGACGAGUUUGCGAAAGUAAAGUUCGAGGAAGAUAUCGAGAAGGAAGGAAAGAUUGUAAUGCUAGCCGCUGGAGCCUCGUUUACCGCUGCUCUCACUGAUCAAGGAUCUGUAAUUGCCUGGGGAAAUCUUCGCAACUCCAAUGGAAACGUUGAUGUUCAUCCACUCCUUCAUAAGAUGCAAGAAGCGCCGGUGGUUAUUGUCCACCAAGCUAAACGUAAAAUUGUGAAGAUCGCAGCUGGCGAGAACCAUCUCGUGAUGUUGGAUGAGAAGGGCUGCCUUCUCACGUUCGGUGAUGGAGAAAUGGGACAGUUAGGACGCAGUAGUCGUACCAAAACUAUUCGUUCAAAGUACAUGUGCGAUGAAUCUGGUGAUCAUUUACUCGUGCCCCUCAGAUUUAAGCAUAAAGGAAAGUUCUUUGACGUUGUUGCUAAAAACGUGUUCGCCAGUGGAUUUUGGACUAUUGUCCACGGAGAAGACGGAAAAUACUACGCCUUCGGACUCAAUAACUAUGCUCAACUCGGUAUCAAAGUUGACGAAGCUGAUGUCGGACAAGACGGACAGGACAACCGCGAGCUUCGGGUUUUUCUUCCAGCAGAAGCCCCAGCUUUUGGAGCAGAAAGAACAUUCGUUAAUAUCGAAGGAGUCCAGCAUGUCGUCAUUCUCGGAAGUGAUGGAAAAGUGUUUGCUAUGGGAAAGAACACAGACAAUGCUCUCGGCCUCGGUAAUUGGACUGGAAAGGACGACCAACAGCAUUGGUUGUACGAUACAAUCCAGGAAAUAGAAUUCGAUUCGAAGAUCGUUGGUGUUUCUGCCAAACUAGCCACUUCUAUCGCCUGGUCUGAGGAUGGAACCGCCUACGCUUGGGGUUUUGAUACUACCGGACAACUUGGUCUCGGAUUGAAAGACGAAGACGAGAAGAUGGUGUCCAAGCCAGAGGAGAUCAGCUCCGCCCAUCUUGACGGUUAUUCGAUUAUCGGGGCUUCGAUUUCCGAUCAGCACACUUUGAUUAUUGCCAAGAAAAAUUAAAUUAUUUGGUUUUAUUCUCAACUUUUAUAUCAGUUUUGUUUUGUCUCUGUAGCAUUAUUUUGUUAUUUUUUCGUUUCCCGGUAGCCAAUUCGAUUGUUCUCCAGUAACAUUCUCAUCAAUUUUUCUGUUUUUUUUAUCAUUUCAUUUUUGUCAAGUAGCAUCAGUCAUGUAAGAAAGGGAUAGAGUUCCCUUCUGUGAAAAUGGAGAAUUGUUGAAACGUCGUUGCACAACGACGUUUAAACACUUCACUCUAUCCCUGGAUUGAUUUCCAACUUCUAUGUUUUCUCAAAACCCCCUAUUAGUUCUGCUAUAUAUUGGAAUCCAAAAAUUUUUCAUUUUUAGCCUGAGUUAUGUUGUUCUCUUAUCAUGUGAACUCACUGUUUUAUAAUCCGUUUCACCAUUUAUGGUAAACGUUUCCUGGAAGGACAAAUAAAUCAAUGGGUAUCUGUG
Molecule: messenger RNA, 2162 nt
Organism: Caenorhabditis elegans
Lineage: Eukaryota; Metazoa; Nematoda; Chromadorea; Rhabditida; Rhabditidae
Gene: ran-3
Product: Regulator of chromosome condensation
Exons: 6
Coding region: 3-1712 (569 amino acids)
Cellular component (GO): nucleus
Source: RefSeq, marked reviewed